AUGAAAGAAAUAUCCCAUUGGGUGAUCUGUAGAAGGCUGCUUUCAAUGGUGAAGCCUGUAUCCAUAGCAGAGGUAUUGGUCAUGAUCGCAUUAGCCCUAUGCAUCUUCCUUGGAAAGUGGCUUGAUGUGGCCUCAAUCAAGGAGCGAGGCAUCAUCAUCAAUGGCCUUAGAAGUACUAAGGAAGUAAGUGAUGGAAAUGUGCCUUCCAUGUGUAGUGGUGCAGUAACCUUCUUCAUAUUCAGAACACUCUCCUCUGUGUUCAUAGAAUCGAAGGGAAUUCUCUUCUCAGUAAUAACAAACAGAAUUGUUGAGGAUAUGACCUCCCAUGUCUUCCGACUUGCAAUACAUUCUGCACACUCCUGUGAGAAAAAGCCGACAAGCCUUAAUAGAGUUGUGGAGAGAGGGAAUAAGAAGAUCUGCAAGGUUCUUGGAAAGGUCCUCACCAUUGGAGUCCCUACAUUCUACAACCUCAUCCUUCUUUUCAAAGAGAUCCAUAUGAUGUUCGGGUUUAGAUAUCUCUUCCCGGUUCUUCUUACUGUUAUUGCCUAUACAGUGUAUACCCAUGUGACUCUGAGGAUCCGCUCCUUGUAUAGGAAGAGGAUCAACGAUGCAGAUAACCUGGCUUCCAGGAGAAUCCACGAGUGCAUCGCAAACAUCGAUCUUGUCAAGGCAUGCUGCUGCGAAGAGAUGGAAGAGUCCAGGCUUGCAGCAAUCAUGAGGAUUAUGUGGAGCCUGAAGCUCUCUGACAAGAAGUGUGUGGGGUUAAUAAACUUCGGGCAGAGAACGUUGUUCACAGUUCUCUUUGUUCAUGUUGUUUUCAAGGGAAGCACAGAUGCAGCAGCCUCCCGAAUGGCAAUUGGAGAUCUCACCACGCUCUUUUCGUUUGUGCUCUCCAUUGACGGCUCCAUGUGGACACUAGGAACCAUUGCAAGGGAUAUAGGGUCCUGGAUGACAGACUGUACGGAUCUUCUUACCCUUUGCGACGAGCUGGAAAGAGUUGCAGCAGAGAGCUGCGAGACAGCCACCCAGGAUGCUGUGAAGGACGAAGGAUCCUUGUGUCUGUCCAGACACACCAAGUCCUUGGGCAGGACACCUGUGUCCAUCGAGGUUGCACUUGGCGGAGAAGCAGCGGCCAUUGAGUUCGAGAAUGUUGGGUUUUCGUAUCCACAAUCUGUCGAUGUGCUCAAAGGCCUGUCUUUCCGGAUCAUGAGGGGAGAGCGUGUUGGAAUAAUCGGAAGGUCUGGAAGUGGAAAGAGCACCAUCUUGAGGUUGAUUCUGAUGCUCCACGGCCACACGGGGACGAUCCGAGUCGAUGGGACUGAGAUCAGAAAGAUAUCGCCCAAGGCGCUCAGGAGGACGAUUGGCUGCAUUCUUCAGGACACCCUUUUCUUCGAUGAAAGCAUCCUCUACAAUGUAAGGUAUGGGAACCCAAGUGGCCGAAUGGAUGAAAUCCUGAAGGGAUGCAUGGACGCCGGUCUAUGGGAGGUGAUCAGCAAGAAAGGGCUUGACUCUCGGAUGAAGGACCUCAGUGGGGGAGAAGCGCAGAUGGUCUGCAUUGCAAGAUGCCUAGCCAAGGACUGUGAGGUGAUGCUGCUUGACGAGGCCACGUCGAAGCUGGACGGAUGUGCCGAGAAGAGGGUUUUUGAGCUGCUGAUGGGUCUUGAAGGCAAGACGAUUGUUAUGAUACUCCAUAACCUUUGGAUGACCGAGUAUAUGGACAAGAUUAUUGUUGUUGACGGAGGGAAGGUUCUGGAGGUUGGAAGGCACUCUGAACUGAUGGAGGCGGGAGGGAUGUACUGGAGAAUGAAGACGAUGGGAUGA
This is a messenger RNA of Encephalitozoon romaleae SJ-2008, 1821 nucleotides long. Its product is annotated as ATM1 mitochondrial ABC transporter. Lineage: Eukaryota; Fungi; Microsporidia; Unikaryonidae. Gene Ontology annotation, biological process: transmembrane transport. The transcript has a single exon. Gene Ontology annotation, cellular component: membrane. The coding region runs from base 1 to 1821 and encodes 606 amino acids. Gene Ontology annotation, molecular function: ABC-type transporter activity; ATP hydrolysis activity; ATP binding. The record is from RefSeq and is a predicted model, not a curated record.